GGCGAGAUGUGUGAUAGUGAGGCGUGGUGCGCGUUUCCGGAAUUGCAUUGGGCAGAGUUUGUGUCCAGUGGUUUAGUCGCUGAGACUGUCAUCUGCGAGUGGGGGCCGAGCGGUGCCGAUGCCCGCAGGUUUGUUUUGACCUAGAAAUGGUGAGCAGUCAGCCUGUCCCAAUCGAUGAUGGAGGCAAAAGGAGAAAGAAGAAGCGGAGGACUAGAGCAAUGGAGAGCUUUACCGGGAAGUUUGCAGAUCUGUACAGACUGACUGACGAGCUACUUGGAGAGGGAGCUUAUGCUAAAGUUCAAGGCUGUGUCAGUUUACAGAAUGGAAAAGAUUACGCUGUCAAGAUCGUCGAAAAGAAGGCUGGGCACAGUCGCAGUAGAGUAUUUAGAGAAGUGGAAACGCUAUACCAGUGCCAAGGCAACAAGAACAUCUUGGAGUUAAUAGAAUUCUGUGAAGAUGAUGCUCGUUUUUAUCUGGUCUUUGAAAAGCUGCGAGGAGGAUCAAUACUUUCCCAUAUUCAAAAAAGAAAACACUUCAAUGAAAGGGAGGCCAGUAAAGUGGUUAAGGAUAUAGCCUCUGCCCUUGAUUUCCUUCAUACGAAAGGUAUUGCUCAUCGUGACUUAAAACCAGAAAACAUAUUGUGUGAAUUCAAAGAUAAGGUGUCACCUGUGAAAAUCUGUGACUUUGAUCUUGGAAGCGGUGUAAAACUAAACAGUGCAUGCACCCCUAUAACCACGCCUGAGUUAACAACACCUUGUGGGUCAGCAGAGUACAUGGCUCCAGAAGUGGUGGAAGUUUUCACGGAGGAAGCUACUUUUUAUGACAAGCGCUGUGAUUUGUGGAGUCUGGGCGUAAUUUUAUACAUUAUGCUUAGCGGGUAUCCUCCUUUUGUGGGCAACUGUGGGGCAGACUGUGGUUGGGAUCGAGGAGAAAUGUGCAGAGUUUGCCAGAACAAGCUAUUUGAAAGUAUCCAAGAAGGCAAGUAUGAAUUUCCAGAAAAGGACUGGUCCCAUAUUUCCAACUCUGCUAAAGAUUUGAUCUCCAAGCUUCUUGUUCGGGAUGCCAAAGAGCGACUGAGCGCUGCUCAGGUUUUGCAGCACCCAUGGUUGCAAGGGGAUGCUCCAGAGCGAGGACUGCCCACCCCACUGGUGCUUCAGAGAAACAGCAGUACAAAGGACCUGACUAUCUUUGCAGCAGAAGCAGUUGCCUUAAACCGUCAGCUCUCACAGCAUGACAGUGAUCUGAAUGAGGAGCACGAAAGCUUCAUCCACACAGUCUGCUCUAUGAGACUCUCACCGCCAUCAAAAUCUCGACUUGCAAAGCGUCGGGCCCAGGCCCAUGCACGCAAGGGUGGCUCCCAUCUUACCCAUACUACUGUGACAAGCCAAGGGGCAACCUAAGAUUCUCUUGACACCUUUCCCUAUUUGCAGUAGCAAUGUGGGUUGUAUAGGAACUAUUUGUCCUGUCACUUUAAAAAUCAAUUUUGAUUUUAAAGAGCACUUUAAACUGGUGCUUUUUAUUUGUUUUGCUCAAAUAGUGCUUCCCUUUAAAUCUCAGGUGCUAAUUUAGCAGCAACAAAUUGGAAAUCCUCUCUGAAAGUAAAAGAGGUUAAUCCAAAAUCUGGUUAAAUAACUGUGACACUUAACUCUGUUUGUUUGUGUGUGUUUCUCUGUUAUAUGUAAAAAGAUGUAGUUUUACAAUUUCAUUUUAUUGUUAAGUUUAACAUAGAGCUCUGCCUAACACCACGGGCAUAGCUAGAGCAUUCCCAGGACAUAACUGAUCCAAAACGAAAAGUAAGAACAAAACCAGAAAAUGGUAAUAAUAAUCACUGGUUAUUUAUUAAUAUAAAAACAAAGUCUAUUUAACAUAACUGCCUCAUUCUUUAAUUUUAAAAAUUGUCUUUUUUUUACAUGUCUUACAAAAUGUGUAUUUUUACAUGUAUUUUUUUUAUUUAAAUUAUGUGUAUACAUUGUCAAUACCAUAGGGUCAUUUAUUUUUGUCUCAUAUCAAAAUGUUGGGAAAAAAUAUAUAAGUACUCAUAUUUUUAACAUUUUGGUAACCAUAUUAUUUUCAUAUGGGGAAUGCACAAUCGAAUGUUUUGUAUAGAGCUAUAACUGUAAAUGAAUAUGUAGCUGUCACAUUAACUGUAGCAAUGUGACAAGCUGUUAAAUAUUCUUAUUGACAACGUUGUGUCUACUCCUGAAGAGCCUGGAAAUGGAGUUGGUUCGUCAAUGUUAUUUAAUACAAAUGCAAAGAAAUAAAUUUACUUACUUUUUAAGUUUUACAAACA
Xenopus tropicalis (tropical clawed frog) is the source of this 2290-nucleotide messenger RNA. It is a transcript of the gene mknk1, whose product is annotated as MAP kinase interacting serine/threonine kinase 1. The record is from RefSeq and is a predicted model, not a curated record. The transcript is spliced from 12 exons. Bases 147 to 1400 code for a protein of 417 amino acids. Lineage: Eukaryota; Metazoa; Chordata; Amphibia; Anura; Pipidae. Gene Ontology annotation, molecular function: protein serine kinase activity; nucleotide binding; transferase activity.